GGGACCCGCCUCGCUGCUCCUCCGUCUCUCCCCACCCAUCGCCUGGAUGGAGGAAGUCGGAGAGACGACCCUGUGAAGCCCCAACGGAGAAGCCGCCUGUCCCCAAGACUGCAGGGCGACUUAUUUUGAGAAAACGAGAAGAGUUGAUCAGCAUGAGCAGAACCGUUUCUCCAAGCUGGAUACGCCUUAUCUAUUUUUAAGUCCUCCUUUUCAGAGAUUAAAUGUAUCGGAACGUCAACUCUCCAAAACUUCCUAGCCAAGAAUGUACUGGUCCGUGGGAUCUGGUGGUGGCGACGGCUCUAGCCCCAUGGAACCGCAAGAUGGUCCCGUGGACAUGGGUGGCCGGCAGUCCACAGCCAGCGAUCUCUCCAUCAGCGAGUCUCCUGUGACAGAAACCAUCCAGGGUGCUUAUAAAAGUGGAGACUUCACUAAAGCCCAGGAGCUGAUCAAAAGAACGUGUCAGGAGAACCUCUUCCAAGUGGAAAAGUGCCAUCUCUUGAGCAUUUCAGCGGCCUAUGGGGACCUGCAGGUGGUGAGGUAUUUGCUGAAAGAAGUUUGUGUGACGUUGCCCACAGAACCAAAUGACGACAAUCCAGCAGUGCUGGCAGCAUAUUUCGGACACUCGGAUGUUGUGACAGAACUGCUAGAUUCUCUUCCUGCGCCGACCAACUCCUUGCAGCUUUUGAACUGGAUGCUGGCUGUCGCUUGCCAGCGAGGCCACUCGGAGGUUGUCCGGCUCUUGGUCUGCACGUACCGCGUCGACCCGGACAGCUGCGCCGUGCGGAAGAACGAGUUCCCUGCCCUAAUCCGAUUGCCUCUCUACGCUGCGAUCCGAGCAGGGCAUGAGGACAUAGCUGCUUUUUUGCUUCAAAACGGAGCUUUCUUGGGUUCCUACACCCUAAUGGAUUGCCCUGUGGAGAGCAAGCGCAUUUUGCACAAAUACUUCAUCGAGCCAACCACGUCGACCAGGACUUCUCCAGCGAAACCAGGGUUAUGUGUGAACUGGUCAAACCUGCAUCUUCCUUGGGUGGAUUUGGAUUGGCUGAUCGAUAUUUCCCUCCAAAUAACUGAGCUGGACCUCUCGGCCAACUGCUUAACCUCCGUCCCAUCUGUGAUCCCCUGGGGGCUGAUAAAUAUCCAGAAACUGAACCUCUCCGAUAACCGGUUGAACGAGAUCUCCGAUGUUCAAUCUUCAGACAGCAUCCUCUGCUCAAGGUUACUUGAGAUUGAUGUGUCUGCCAACAGAUUCCAGAACCUCCCUUCGGGAUUCCUACACCUUUCCCGACUCCAAAGCCUCAUUGCUACCAAAAAUUAUUUGGAAAGGUUAUUCAAUGAGGAUAAUGCGACUAACUGGUUGGGGUUGAGGAAACUGAAUGAGCUGGACGUUUCUGACAACCGGUUGGUGGAGCUGCCUGCUCCAUUCCUCCACAGUUUGAAAUCUCUGAACAUCUUGAAUGUCUCCAAAAAUAAUUUGAAAGAGUUUCCUCAGCCUUGGGUUUGUCCCUUGAAAUGUUGCAAGGCAGAUAAAAACGCUUUGCAGUGCCUACCCGAUACUUUGGGUGCCUUCUGGAAAAACCAUCUGAAGGAAGUCGAUUUUUCGGAAAAUGCCCUAAAAGAAGUCCCCCAAUGUCUUUUCCAGCUUGAAGCCUUGGUAUCAUUGAAACUUUCAGGAAAUCAGUUAAGCAUCUUGCCUUCGCCAGAAAAGUGGUCUUGCAGGCUGUUGAAGACUUUGGAUCUCUCAAAGAACCAACUCGGGAAAGCCGACGAAGGAGCCAAAACCAAGCGGAUUUCGUUUUUCUCGACGAAGUGCAGAACCCGCAGCGGCACUGAGACAGGUCCUACCUUGGAGUUUCCCGAAUUCCUGUGUGAGUCUCUGGAAGUCCUCUACCUGAAUGACAACCAACUAGACACCGUCCCCCAAUCUGUCUGCUUCCUGAAAGGGCUGUCCGAGCUUUACUUAGGCAAUAACCGGGGCAUUCAAGAGCUCCCUCCUGAACUUGGACAGCUGUCUAAUCUUUGGCAGCUGGAUCUCGAGGAGUUAACUAUUGCCAACCUUCCUGCUGAGAUCAGAAAAGAAGGCCCAAAGACCAUCUUAGCUUUCUUACGAGCCCAGCUACGGAAGGCUGAGCCAUGCAACUCGAUGAAGAUGAUAGUGGUGGGCCCCCCGCGGCAGGGAAAGUCCACACUGAUCGAAAUCCUUCAGACAGGAAGAACUUCCCAAGCGAUGCCGAGCGACGUCACAAUCCGGACCACAAAGUGGGAGCUUCCGAAACCACCCGGAUUCAAAUCGAAGAUCGAUUCUGUGGUGUUUAAUGUCUGGGAUAUCGGCGGUCCCGCCAGCAUGUCGACAGUCAACCAGUGUUUCUUCACAGAUAAAGCAUUGUAUGUUGUUGUCUGGAACUUGGCUUUGGGCGAAGAAGCCAUUGCGAAUCUUCAGUUCUGGCUGCUGAAUAUUGAGGCCAAAGCUCCGAAUUCGGUGGUGCUGGUGGUCGGGACACACCUUGACUUAAUUGACACCAAAUUCCGCGUUGAGAGGAUCGCCACCCUGAGAGCCUACGUCCUGGCGAUCUGCCGGUCUCCUGCUGGCUCGAGAGCCACUGGAUUCCCAGAUAUCACUCUGAAGAAUUUACACGAGCUCUCGUGUAAGACCCUGGAAGGCCUCGACGGGCUCCGGCAACUGAUUUACCACAUCACUUGUAAUAUGAAGGACGCCGGCAGUUCUAUCUGCUCACAAAAACUUGUUGGCAGGCUGAUACCAAGGAGUUACCUGCGCUUCCGAGAAUCCAUCAUAGCCGAACAACAGAGGAGAAGCCAAAAGUUCAGCGUCCAAUACCUAAUGGACAAGGAGAUAGAGACCCUCGUAGAGAGAACGCCAGGAAAUGACAUCAGGGACUAUGAGGAUUUGCAGUCUGCCAUCAACUUCCUAAUAGAAACAGGGACUUUACUACACUUCCCGGAUACAAGCCACGGGCUGAGGAACCUCUAUUUUCUCGACCCGGUCUGGUUGUCCGAGUGUCUGCAGCAAAUCUUCAGCAUCAAAAGUUCAAAGUCGGUUGCCAAGAACGGGGUGAUCAAAGCCGAGGACCUGCGGAUGCUACUGAUCGGGACAGGCUUUAUCAAGCAGACGGAAGAACAGUAUUUCCAAUUCCUUGCCAAGUUUGAAAUCGCACUCCCGGUAGCCAACAACAGUUAUCUCCUCCCUCAUCUGCUUCCUGCCAAACCAGCUUUGGACAUCCACAGCAUACGUCACCAGAUGGCCAACGCCAUCCAGAGGGUGUUCAAGAUGAGCUUCGUUCCUGUCGGCUUUUGGCAAAGGUUCAUCGCUCGGAUGCUUAUCAGUCUGGCGGAGAUGGAUCUCCAGUUCUUUGAAAACAAAAAGGCUACCAAGAACAGGAGAAAAAGUACCGUUAUCUAUAGCUUCACAGGCAGACAGCGAAACAGAUGCAGCACGUUCCGAGUGAAGAGGAAUCACACCAUUUAUUGGCAGGAGGGCUUGUUUGUCACCUUUGAUGGAGGCUAUCUAAGUGUGGAGUCUUCUGACGUGAACUGGAAAAAGAAGAAAAGUGGUGGAAUUAAAAUCAUCUGCCAGUCGGACACGAGGGAUUUUUCUGCAAUGGCGUUUAUCACUGAUCAUAUCAACUCUCUGAUAGACCAGUGGUUUCCCGCGCUGACGGCCACAGAAAGCGACGGAACUCUCCUCAUGGAGCAAUAUGUCCCUUGCCCAGUCUGUUCCACCCCUAAAACUCAAGAUGGAAAAAGCCAGCAAAUAGAAGACAUGCAGUUCUUCAACAUGGAGGACUGUGUUCUCACAGCCAUAGAGUUGGACACCAUUACCUGUCCGAACCACCCGGAUAUCCCUGUCCCAUUACAGGAACUGGUUCCAGAGCUUUUCAUGACAGAUUUUCCUUCAAGGUUAUUUUUGGAAAACAGCAAACUGGCAUACAGCGAAAAUGAAAACAAUAUUCUCGGCCAAGGAGGAAGUGGAACAGUUAUAUAUCAGGCGCAGUACCAGGGGAAACUGGUGGCUGUGAAACAGUUCCUGGUGAAAAAAUGCAUAAAUUCUGCAUUUUCAGCUACAGACACAAUGCUGAGGCACCUGUGGGCCGCAGAUGCCAUGAAGAACUUUUCUGAGUUCCGGCAGGAAGCCAGCAUGCUCCACUCUCUGCAGCACCCUUGUGUCGUCUCCCUGAUUGGGAUCAGCAUCCACCCGCUUUGCUUUGCCUUAGAGUUGGCCCCACUGGGGAGUCUCACCACCGUGUUAUCUGAGAACUCUAAAGGGGCAUCCUUUGUGCCACUGGGACACAUGUUAACCCUGAAAAUAGCAUAUCAGAUAGCAGCGGGCCUGGCCUACCUCCAUAAGAAGAAUAUCAUCUUCUGUGACCUGAAGUCAGACAAUAUUCUGGUGUGGUCCCUGGACGUGAAGGAAAGCGUCAACAUCAAGCUGUCGGACUACGGGAUUUCGCGGCAGUCCUUUCAUGAAGGGGCCCUUGGGGUGGAGGGAACGCCCGGCUACCAAGCCCCAGAGAUACGCCCUCGCAUAGUCUACGAUGAAAAGGUGGACAUGUUUUCCUACGGCAUGGUCAUUUACGAGCUGCUCUCCGGACAGCGGCCAGUCCUUGGGCAACAUCAGCUACAAAUCGCUAAGAAGCUUUCCAAAGGCAUCCGCCCCGCCCUGGGCCAGCCGGAAGAGGUGCAAUUCCACAGGAUGCAGGUUUUGAUGAUGGAAUGCUGGGACACGAAACCCGAGCAGCGCCCAUUGGCCACGUCCGUGGUAGGCCGAAUGAAAGACCCCACCUUUGCCACCUUCAUGUAUCUGCUGCCGUGUGGGAAACAGUCGUCGUUCUUCUCUUCGCAUGGGCAGGAAUACACGGUCAUAUUCUGGGACGGGAAGGAGGAAACCAGGAACUACACGGUGGUCAAUGCAGAGAAAGGACUCAUUGAAGUCGCUCGGAUGAGCUGCCCGGGGACAAAGCUUUGCUGCCAGCUGAAAGUGCAGAGUUGUCUGUGGACUGCCACUGAGGAUCAGAAGAUUUACGUGUACAGUUUACAAGGAAUGUGUCCUCUGAAGGCUCCCCAGAAGGGCUUAGACACCCCAGCGGCUGUUACCUGUCUCUUUGCUGUCCCCGAUGCCAAAAAGAACUCCUACUUUGUGCUGGCCGGCAUGUCCGACGGGCUGAUAGCGGUUUUCCAAGCCUCGUGCGGCAUCCCCCAAAACACCUGCCAGUACCUUUGCUCCCGCGCCGCUAACAGCUCCAUGUUCAUGAUUGGUGACGAUGAUCCCCGCCAGAACCCUUACCCCGUGAAAGCGAUGGAAACAGCAAAUAGCGGAACUGAAGUCUGGUACAGCAACGGGCCCGGGAUCCUCGUCCUAGACUGCACGGCCCUGGCGAUCGUCCGGAGACUGGAACCUUACAGCCCCCCGUCGACAGUCGUGUCUAUCGUUUGUAGCUCGGACUGUGAUGGAGAGGAGAUGGCGUGGUGUUUGGACGAUGAAACAAACUUCUUGGUCAUGUAUUACACUGCGACAUACCAACUGUGUGCCCGCUACUUCUGCGGAGACCGCAGCCCACUGAGAGACAUGUUCACCAUUCAGCAGCCUUCCGCCUUGAUUUCCACUAUGACGCUUGCAAGAAACAGGACGGCCACUCCCGAACUUGGCUCUCUGGUCGAUGUCAGCAUCGUGCAUAGCCCUGAGCUGGGCACACAGAUAUUAAACCACCAGGACUCCCUCACGGACUACUGUUCCUUGUCCUCACACAGCCCUUCUGUGAACAACAGGGUGAUGAGAUCUCCCUCGAGCUGGCCCAGUUCUCCCGUGAGCUCCUCCAGCGUGCCGUUCUCGGUGGACAGCGAGGAGCUCGACAAGCUCAAGGAAACGAGCCUUUGCAGGAAGCUGGAAAACGAUUCGGGGCCAGCCGACGAUGACACCGGGCAUCUCCAGGCCACGACGAUUCUUCCUGUGAAAGAUCUUGUUUGGAUUCCCAGGAGAGGCGGGGAUGUCGUUGUGAUCGGCCUGGAAAAGGAAGGCGACUCGCAGCGGGGGCGAGUGAUGGCUGUCCUGAAGGCUGCGGAACUGACCCCCCACGGGUCCCUGGUGGAUGCUGCCAUUCUGGCGAAGGACACGGUGGCCUGCUGCUUCAGAAAUGACAACAUGGACUUCUGUGUGGCCGUCUGGAAGGGCUGGGGGGCUAAAGAUUUUGACCUUUUCUACAAGUCCUAUGAGGAACUGGGCAGGCUCGAGACCUGCAUGAGGAAGAGAAGGUAGCGGUAGCAGGACAAAAAAAAAGGCAACCCCUCAAGAAGGCUCCACGGGUGGAAAACUGACACUCUUUUGGUUUUCCAGAAGUAUGGAAGCUUUAAGACACGCACGCACACCCCUAAAGCACAGAGGGACACUUUAAAUCUUCCACAUUUCUGGAAAACUGAAGCAGCCUGCCAGUCUCUUUGCUGCUAAAAGACACUUACCCGAAGAGUUCUUCCUGCAGCUUUUCAGUAAAGAGUUCGAAUUCUCUCAGUCUGGACAGCUGCCUCAGUCAAUCAAUCUAGACACCCUUCUUCUCAUUAUGUGUAUGUGCGAAUCUGGCCCAUAGAAGCCAUGUAAGGUCAACAUAAUGCUUUUUUCUUUUCUUUUUGAUGACACAGUGCUCACCAAAGCAAGCUAGUCUGGUCAUGAAUUACAGAAUACUGGGCCUGGGGUGCCCACGUUGUGUCAGACUUUCCCAAACUUGUGUAACCCAGUCACACAUGACUUUUCCUCUCCCUUUGCAAGAGAAGCGACAAUGAUCACACACUGCGUGUGUGGUGUACAGUUUCGGAUCAGAACCACAGUGCAUGUGGAGAACAAUCCCUCUCCCCGUGCACUCUUUCCCCACUGAGAAACAGUCCCCCAGGAAACCAUGAGACUUUCCCAGAUUGAGAACAUGGUAUGGGGGAAAGGCUGAAGUCUCUUCUCCAUAUUGUUAUCGUUUUGAUCCAAAAUCAGAAACAGCACAUGCAGCAGCCCAGUUCACAUGUGACUGUGUUACAACUGGUAUGGGGUAGAGACACCAGACCCCCCCCCCCCCCAUGUAUGUACUCCAGACUGUGUAAAUCAACCCUUGGAAUGGCCUUCCCCCAUGCACUGAUCCCUCGGUUCUGCAGACUUCAGAGGUUAGGAUGAUAGCAAUGGCCCUAGUCCAUUGAAAACUAGCCAUGAAUUGGUUUAAGAGCCAGUGUGGUGUAGUGGUUAAGAGCAGGUGCACUUUAAUCUGGAUAACCGGGUUUGAUUCUUCGCUCUGCCACUUAAGCUGUGGAGGCUUAUCUAGGGAACAAGAUUAGCUUGUGCAC
Messenger RNA from Sphaerodactylus townsendi, 7326 nucleotides. It is a transcript of the gene LRRK1, whose product is annotated as leucine rich repeat kinase 1. The record is from RefSeq and is a predicted model, not a curated record. NCBI's taxonomy places the organism in Eukaryota, Metazoa, Chordata, Lepidosauria, Squamata, Sphaerodactylidae. The coding region runs from base 263 to 6265 and encodes 2000 amino acids. Gene Ontology annotation, biological process: protein phosphorylation. The transcript is spliced from 34 exons. Gene Ontology annotation, molecular function: protein kinase activity; ATP binding; protein binding.